Molecule: messenger RNA, 1526 nt
Organism: Prorocentrum cordatum
Lineage: Eukaryota; Dinophyceae; Prorocentrales; Prorocentraceae
Source: the annotation of a GenBank genome assembly
GUUCCUUAUUUAGGGUUCCUUAGGUCAACGCCCCGACUGUAGGUUAGAGGGGGGCGGAAGAAUGCAUACUCAGUGAACAGAUUAGGUGUUUACGCUGUCCUCUCCCCCGUUGGCAUGAUGCGGUUUACUAUGGGUUUAUGUGUAUCGGUCCAUGUUCCGACUUGAGCUCUCGCGUUGAGCAUAGUGCCGAGUAGAUCGACAAUCUGGUGAUGGCGCCUCCCCGUCGAAAAAUCGAAGUGCUUCACCAGGAGCGUGCCCGGGUCAUCUCCCAUUGGGUCGAAGUCUGUUGAUCGUGCAUGGUAUUCUGAAUUGCUUGUGUGUAGUGCGAAAAAAAGGUUUACCUCAAUAGAAUUUGCGCAUCAGGGAGGUUGCAAAACAAGAUGCAGAUUGGAAGACGGGAGGUAGUACUAGCUCGGGCACACCAGAAACACCAUGUGGAGUUGGACGAGACUGACCCUUGCAUCACACCGUUCUUGAAGGCCCACAUGGAGACUCUCAAGAGCAGUUUGGCAGCGGUGAAGCUCGGGGAGGAUCCGUCGGAAUGGCUGGAGCCCGACGGGCAGUAUAUUCGCACGGCGUUGGCGACUGUGCACAGCUUAUUUCUCAGCUGGACGAAGAGGCCCUCGCGGGCCUCGCCCGACCACGAGACCGCGGCCUUCCUCGCGGAGCGCGUGGUGUUUCCGUUUCACGACAACGUGCUCAACGCGCACGACCGUGUCAUGGAGGAUGGCGACCGCCUCCUCUUCGACACGAAGAAGUGCCAGAUUAUAUUUGGCGUUAGCCCGAUUAAUGGGGACCGCCGCUUCAGCAUGUGGUACGAGACCCUCCGGAGUCAGCUCGCCGGGUCCCCGAAGGACUACCUGGUGGAAGAGAUCGGGAGGCGAGAGGUGGACGCCCAAGCGCAGAUGGACCUCGCCAUGGAGCAGGAGAAGAUGCAAGGCGUGGACAAGAUGAAGGCCAGGCACGGGAAGGCGCUGCUGGCGCUCCACUGGCGCACCUGGGUCAGAGAGUGCCCCUCGCUCGCCCACAAGCUGCGCGGCAGAGCGGGCGGCGGUAGAGCCUCCGGCUCCGCGGCGGAGGUGGACGUCGAGGCGACGGAGCGGCGGGAGGAGCUGCUCAAAAAGCUCCGGCAGAAGAGGGAGAGCUGCAGAAACGGGCGCCGGUAGCGCUGCGUUGUUGCAACCGCCCUGCUGGACGGCGAUGGGCUCCAUCGCUCCGUGAGGCGGUGAUGGCGAGGCCGCGGCGCGGAAUAAAUUCAUGCCAUGAUCUGUCUCUAACCCUGGCUAUAUGGGCCAGCCAGCCCGCCGUUAUCCAGUUGUUUCACACUGCCUUGGCAGCUGUAUUUCCAUGUUCGUGUCCGAUCUUAACCGCCGCCUGAUGGAGAUUUGCAAGCCCGCCGUUAAAAAAAGACACCUUCAAGAGUGAGUUGUGGCGUGCAUGUGAGUCCUCGCAGUACUUGAGUUCUGUCGACUCUGUUUGAUUGCAGCUCGUUUCGUCAUACUCGCUCUUGCCAUGUUGCACCCUGA